CGAAGCCUGGCAGGACCCUGAAGGAGUAAGGUCUUCGGAGUCCCACAGUCGAUCCAGUGACUGGAGAAGUGACAGGCUGGCCCUCUGUGCGAAAUGACAACCCUGGGCGGAAGUCCCCUUUUGCCCAGAAGACUCGGGUCUCCGCUACUCCUGUCUGCUGCCCUCGCGAAGCAAGGCCCAGCCGUCUUCGCGGCGCCCCGCCCCCCGUCUCUCAUUGGCGCCCUCGGCGCACGUGGGGGGGGGCAAAGAGGCGUGGACACAGUGGCUGGGGCGGGCGGCCGGAGUCCGUAGGUCAUGAGAGGCCUGUGGACUCGGGCUUGGGGCCGCAGGGAUACCAUGGUGCCGGGCCCGUGGCGACGGCGGCGGCCGGAGGAGCUGCAGGUUCCGGGGGACGCGAAGCGGGUGUGCAGGAGACUCGAGGUGGCUGGGCAGGAGCGAGGCUGCCCCCCGGUGAAGGUGAGCGCCCCCAUGUCCUGGAGCGGCGAGGAGCUCCCUGACAGCGGCCAGCGGUGGCCACGCGCGGGGAUUCCUCACAACGGUGGAAGGAACUCGGCCCAGCCUUGCCCGAGAUGUAUUGCGGGGGAAUCUAAACCACAGAUUUCGGAGGGAGAAAUGCAGUAUUCCCACCAUUAAAUCAAAGUAAAGGAGGCCUAACAUAGCCAGAGUCACAUUCCCCAUCUCCUGUAUCGGGCAGGAUAUCGUAAGGUUGGACACUAGCGUCAUACCUUUGUUAUUCAUUUUGGACUUACUCUAAGAACAAGUUAAUAUGUCUUUUGAUAACCUCUGUAAUUCUUGGGGUUUUUUUAAUUUUAAAUUUAGAAUUGUAAUAUCACAAUAAAAUGGAAUUACGUUUAAUUGACACAUAGAAACCAGGAGAGAGAGAAAGAGAGAGAGAGAGAGAGAGAGUGUGUGUGUGUGUGUGUGUGUGUGUGUGUGUGUAUCUGUGUGUAUGUGAGUAUUUCUUAGAUUUCCCCCUACAGAUUUUUAGAGAAAUGUAUUGCUCUGUUUCUGAUAUGCAAAAGAUUGAGUCAAUAAAUUAUAAGAUUUUCAGUGGAUAUAUUGCAGGCUACUGUAUUUUACAGUGAGAAGCAAUGGUUUUGUUUUUAGUGAAGACCUAAGUGUCGGCUAUCGCCCGUGUGAACCUCUGGUCACCUGAAGUCAUUGGAGAAAUAGAAACCAAGCUUAGUGUUUGACUUGCUUUGUAAAGGUGUGCUUUUCGAUUUUUUUUUUUUAAUGUUUAUUUUUGAGAGAAAGAAAGCAUGAGCAGGGGAGGGGCAGAGAGAGAGAGGGAGACACAGAAUCC
Molecule: messenger RNA, 1303 nt
Organism: Prionailurus viverrinus (fishing cat)
Lineage: Eukaryota; Metazoa; Chordata; Mammalia; Carnivora; Felidae
Gene: CD2H10orf143
Product: chromosome D2 C10orf143 homolog
Exons: 4
Coding region: 295-633 (112 amino acids)
Source: RefSeq, a predicted model, not a curated record